Molecule: messenger RNA, 1661 nt
Organism: Stylophora pistillata
Lineage: Eukaryota; Metazoa; Cnidaria; Anthozoa; Scleractinia; Pocilloporidae
Biological process (GO): signal transduction
Molecular function (GO): protein binding
Source: RefSeq, a predicted model, not a curated record
ACGAAACAGCUAAGUCGUGUCAGUGGCGCAACCUACCGUUUGGAAUAUUAAGCCUUGCCGCUACUUCAGUUAGGGAGGAAAUAUAGCUGCUGUUUACCUUAGGAGGAAUCUUUUUGCAGAAUCUGCAAUUGAGUUUAACAGAUGCUUAUUGAAGCUAUGAACCACAGUUACGGGGUCUACCUCAAAACUUUCAUGUUAUCCUUCGAUACCAUGAAGAAUCUCGUCGCCAAAUAUUUAUCUGUACGACGUUGCCAAGACUUCAACGCAUAAAGACAGAGUACUAACCUGAGCACAAGUGGAAAAAUCAGUGUGAUCCACAAAUUCAGUCUUCAGAAAUGGAUUUCUCCAAAAACAAUAACACGCUCGACCCGACUCUUAUGAUGACUGAAAAUCUUAUCCACGAUCACCGACUGCCUGAGUUGAUUGGGCCAGUAAAGUGGAGAGACCUAGCACGAGUGUUGGGCUUCAACGAAACUGCCAUUGAAGGAAUCCAAAUUGAAAAGGAAAGGUGCCCCAAAGAAUGUUGUAUUGCGGUCCUAGCAAGGUGGAUCCAUCGAAAGGGACGAGACGCAACAGUUGGAAAGCUCGCAAAGGCCUUGAUUAAGAUAGAACUUAAGAACGUGGCUGACAUAUUACUGGGUCCGAUCAAUGAUAGAAGAACCAUCUCUAUUGAAGUUAGAGGGACGAUCAAGGUAGACGAUGCAAACCAGAUCAUAAUGGGCAACGACACUACUGGAAGGUCAACGUUUUUUGUGUGGGAAACCAAAACAAAAGAAUUUUAUACAUCUUUGAAGGAAAUCAAAGACUAUAUAAAUACUAUCGACCUGUUCAUAGGAAAUAUACCCAAGGAAACGGAACAAGUCGUGGUUGAAGAUCUUACCAGCAAAGUUGACCAAAUUUCCGAGAACUUAGAAAAACUUCAAAAGACACUUUCAGACAUAAAAUCCAGUUUGAACAUGCCUGAGUUGAAAGAAGACGCCUUAACCAUGCGAGGAAAGUUGGACUUCAUUGGAAGACAGAGCAGAACACUGGAGGAAGUGUACUCUGAAGUAACAAGAAUGACAAGCCAAGCUUGCACAUGCGACGAGUUCGUCAGGAGAAAGUUUUAUGACUUUACCUAUUACAACUUAAAAACCGUGCAUACUGAUCUGAACGCUCGUAUUGCGGACCUGAAGUCGGCGGACACAAGCUUUACAAAGGAAGAAAAUGAAAAGCUUCAAAUUCUGCUGGCUGACCAAGAAGGAAGAGAAAAACAGGUUGAAGAUUUGGAAGCAGCGCGGACACUGCUAUUCUCCGCUUUUCUCGGCUCCUCCGUAUGUAAAUUUACCCGCAUGGUUGAUGUUGUUUUUGUUGUUUUUUGUUUGCUUCUGGCUAAAAGCCAUUCUUCCUUCGUGCCAGCGUGUUUACGGUAAAAAAAUCUAUUUCCAGCCUACUUUUAGAAUCCUGCUGGCUUCGAUAUAGGAAGAAGAAAAUCCCAUAGCAAGUUAUCAAACAGUGAAAUAUGAGGCAUUUUCAAACUACUCCAAUAACCCUGGUAAAAGAAGAAAAAGACCGGUUCCAACAAUUAGGAGUGAGAUAUAGGAGCAAAGAUUUAGAGUAUUGACGGGAGAAUCCUAGUCUUUGGUAAAAACCCACCACUAAACAACUCUUAUUUUUAUUUU